Molecule: messenger RNA, 1265 nt
Organism: Frankliniella occidentalis (western flower thrips)
Lineage: Eukaryota; Metazoa; Arthropoda; Insecta; Thysanoptera; Thripidae
Product: lipase member H-A-like
Exons: 7
Coding region: 118-1164 (348 amino acids)
Biological process (GO): lipid metabolic process
Molecular function (GO): lipase activity
Source: RefSeq, a predicted model, not a curated record
CGAUUGUGCCAAUGCGGUGAUAAUGAACUUGACCAGUGAUGGGUGCUGUCGGGCGGGCGGGCCAGCUGGUCCGUCGUCUUCAGACCAGUCAGUCUCUGGUUGCCGUUCGCUACAGUCAUGAGUCCUGCGGUUGCCACUUUGACCCUGCUCCUCUGCGCGUCUGCCGCAGUGGCGCUGAAGUUGCCGCCAUGGCAGUGGAAUGACAUGGACAAUGAGGCUUCACACAAGGUGUCCUUCGAAUUCUACUCAAGGGAGAACCGGGACACGCCGGGGGACGUCGUGACGGUCUCGGACCUGCCGGACGACCUCGAGAGCUUCGACCCGCAGAGACCCACGAAAGUUCUGGUGCACGGCUGGCACGGGCGCCAGGCGCACGCCCAGGCGCUCAAGAAGGCUUUCCUGAAGACGUCGGAUGUGAACGUGGUGAUCGCCAACUGGCACGGCGUCGACACGCUCGUCUACCCCGUGGCCGUGAAGCGGGUGCCGGCCAUCUCCCGCCAGCUCGCCGACCUGGUGCAGUACCUGGUGAAGCGGCAGGGCAUGCGCCUCGACGACCUGCACAUCGUGGGCCACAGCCUGGGCGCGCACAUCUCGGGGCUGGCCGCCAACUACAUCCCCGGCACCAUCAACAGGAUCACCGGACUGGACCCCGCCGGGCCGCUGUUCAAGACGGGAGCAGAUCGCAGCCUGAGCAAGACGCACGCCGCCUUCGUCGACAUCAUCCACACGUGCGCCAACGUGUUCGGCUUCCACGACGCCAUGGGCCACGUCGACUUCUACCCCAACGGCGGCGUGUGCUUCCAGCCCGGCUGCGCCGUCCAGGACAUGACGACCGGCAAGUGCAGCCACAACCGCGCCUACUACCUCUUCGAGGAGUCCAUCCUCCUCAACGACACGCUUCUGGCGCUGCCCGCCGCCGCCGCCGGGCACGGCACCCACCACGCCGACCCGUGCAGCGAGGUGGACACCAGCGCCGACACCGUGCCCAUGGGACUGUCCACCCCGAGGAGCGCCCGGGGCGUGUUCUGCCUGUCGACGCGCGCCGAGGAGCCGUUCGGCUACGGCGCCGAGUCCCCCAUCCCGAUGAUGGUGAAGCCGACCUGGAGGCAGACCGCCUCCAUGUGGCUCAAGUUCCUCAGGCUCAAGAUGCCGCACUCGGCGUAGACGGCGACCAACGACACGGCGACGACCUACGCUUAUUUAUUCUUCAUUGCAGCGAAUCGUGAUAAAAGUUGUGAUAAUAAAAACGUUCAAAAAAUUAACAA